This is a messenger RNA of Seriola dumerili (greater amberjack), 1789 nucleotides long. Its product is annotated as tyrosinase-like. NCBI's taxonomy places the organism in Eukaryota, Metazoa, Chordata, Actinopteri, Carangiformes, Carangidae. Gene Ontology annotation, biological process: melanin biosynthetic process; pigmentation. The transcript is spliced from 5 exons. The coding region runs from base 63 to 1430 and encodes 455 amino acids. Gene Ontology annotation, molecular function: tyrosinase activity. The record is from RefSeq and is a predicted model, not a curated record.
ACAAGCUCGAGCUUUAACACGGGACUCAAGCAGUGCAGUGAUCCGUCUUCAUCUCCUCCACCAUGCUGCUAUCGCUUCAGUGGUUGUAUUUGGUCUUUUUAUUCUAUCUGACAAGCCUCGCAGACGUGGAGGCUCAGUUUCCACAUGCCUGUACGACACAGGAGGCCCUGGACAGAAAGACAUGUUGUCCCCUCUGGAAAGAUGGUUCUCCUUGUGGACAAAACUCAAACCGAGGGAUCUGUGCAGCACCUGCUAGAGAAGCCCUCACACCAUUUGACUACAGGGUGGACUGGCCAAGCGCCUUCUAUACUUAUGUGUGUAAAUGCUUUGACAAAUAUGAUGGAUUUGAGUGUGGUGUGUGCCUCCCGGGUUGGAAAGGACCCAACUGUACAGAACCGCACCUCGUGGAAAGGAAAGAGAUAACAGAUAUGAAUGAUACUGAGAGGGAGAGUUUCCUCUCAAACCUGGACCACGCAAAACACAACACCAGCAACCGUUACAUGAUCCUUACCAGCAAUGACACAACAGUGUUCAGCAACUUUAAAUUUCACAGCGCGACUGUCUAUGAUCUGUAUGUAUGGUUGCACUACUAUGCAGCAAAGAAGUAUGCUGAUACUGACGACGACGCUGCGCACCGGGGUCCUGCUUUCCCAUUCUGGCACAGAGUGUUCCUACUCUUUAUUGAGAGGGAGAUCAGAUUGCUCACAGGGAAAGAAGAUUUCUACAUUCCAUAUUGGGACUGGACCAGACACGCCAACUGCAACAUCUGCACCAAUGACUACUUUGGAGCAGUUGACCCAGAUGGUCUUAUAGACAAGGCUUCCCGAUUCUCAAAGUGGAGGACCGCAUGUGUUUUGGAUGAAGGUCUUGGUAUGAUCUGCAGCCGCCCAGAUGACCCUUCACCUGCACCUAUUACCCGAAAACCUGGAAUGGAUCCAACUGCCGACACUCUGCCAAACAUGGGUGAUGUUAAUGACACGCUGGGAACUGACAAUUAUGACACAACUCCAUAUAACAGCAGAUCCAGGAACAGCUUCAGGAGCAAACUAGAGGGUUUUGACAUUCCUCGAGAUUCCCGACACCUGCAGUCCUCUAUGCACAACCUGGUCCACGAUUACUUGAAUGGCACAAUGUCUCACCUCCCCACUGCAGCCAAUGACCCCCUGUUCAUGGUACACCACAGCUUCGUUGACAAGCUUCUUGAAGAGUGGUUGCAGUGCCACAAGAAUGCAAGCUACCCUGAGAGUGGUGAAAUCCAUAAAGCUCAGAGAGGGGGUGCGUUCAUGGCCCCGUUCUUUCCUCUACGCACCAACGACUGGUACUGGGACAAAGACACAUUGAGCCUGGGUUACAGCUACAGGGAACACAGCAUCCCUCACCCUGGACUCAAUCGCGGCGCCACAAGAAAGGCUGAAGGUGGAGAAGUCUGAUUACAGGUGCUACUCCGUAUGCAGAGUGGAAAAGAAGAAUGGGAGCACUGACAUCAUCUUCUGUUGAUGUCCAAGGUUAAGAGUGUAUAGGCCAGCUAUUUUAUAACAGAAUGUAAUCGGACUUAGAUGGGCUGGGUGUUAUAUAAUCUAUAGGUUACAACUAAAACUUAAUUCAAUAGGAGGGGAUUAGGACUGAUAUGGUGAUAGUUUUGUUCUUGUAGCUUUGCUAAAGAGUGGUGUGGAAUACAUAAAGGAGAGAUGAUUUCUUUGUUAAGAUUUAGAGGUCUUGCACUUAAUACUGAGUGUUGUGUGUAACUAUACUCUCCAUGAUCAAGAUAAUAAAAGAGUAUUUCACCUGA